Glycine soja is the source of this 1971-nucleotide messenger RNA. Its product is annotated as cyanogenic beta-glucosidase-like. Bases 52 to 1626 code for a protein of 524 amino acids. The record is from RefSeq and is a predicted model, not a curated record. The transcript is spliced from 10 exons. Gene Ontology annotation, molecular function: beta-glucosidase activity. Gene Ontology annotation, biological process: carbohydrate metabolic process. Lineage: Eukaryota; Viridiplantae; Streptophyta; Magnoliopsida; Fabales; Fabaceae.
AAGCAUCUGCAGAGACAACAUCAAACGACUAAGCAAAAUACAUCAUAAGAUAUGGCAUUCGACGCUUAUUUCCUUUUGGGCCUCAUAGCUCUUGUUCUUGUUAGCACUUCCAAAGUUACAUGCGAAUUAGAAGCAGAUACAGUUUCACCUGUUAUUGACAUUUCACUCAACCGGAACAGUUUCCCAGAAGGGUUCAUCUUUGGGGCGGGAUCUUCCUCGUACCAGUUCGAAGGUGCAGCAAAUGAUGGUGGUAGAGGACCAAGCGUAUGGGAUACCUUCACCCAUAAUUAUCCUGGUAAGAUCAUUGAUAGAAGCAACGGAGACGUGGCAAUUGACUCAUAUCACCACUACAAGGAAGAUGUUGGGAUGAUGAAGGAUAUGAAUUUGGAUUCAUAUAGAUUUUCCAUUUCUUGGUCAAGAAUUCUCCCAAAAGGAAAGCUAAGUGGAGGUAUAAAUCAAGAAGGAAUCAACUAUUACAACAACCUUAUUAAUGAGCUAAUGGCUAAUGGUAUACAACCACUUGUUACUCUUUUUCACUGGGAUCUUCCCCAAGCAUUAGAGGAUGAGUACGGUGGCUUCUUAAGUCCACGCAUAGUGAAAGAUUUUCGAGACUAUGCGGAUCUUUGUUUCAAGGAAUUUGGUGAUAGGGUGAAGCAUUGGGUUACUUUGAACGAGCCAUGGAGUUACAGCCAAAAUGGCUAUGCAAAUGGACGAAUGGCACCGGGUCGUUGUUCUGCAUGGAUGAAUUUGAAUUGUACUGGUGGCGAUUCUUCAACGGAGCCUUAUUUGGUUACACACCAUCAACUUCUUGCUCAUGCAACCGCUGUUCGUGUGUAUAAGACCAAGUAUCAGGCAUCUCAAAAAGGUUUGAUUGGUAUAACCUUAGUAGCUAAUUGGUUUUUGCCGUUGAGAGAUACCAAAUCUGAUCAAAAGGCUACCGAAAGAGCAAUUGACUUCAUGUAUGGAUGGUUUAUGGAUCCGUUAAUAUCUGGAGACUAUCCAAAAAGCAUGCGAUCUUUAGUCAGAACAAGAUUGCCAAAGUUUACUACAGAGCAAUCGAAACUACUUAUCAGUUCAUUUGAUUUUAUUGGUCUAAACUAUUACUCUACAACAUAUGCUUCUGAUUCACCUCAACUAAGCAAUGCCAGGCCUAGCUACUUAACAGAUUCUCUUGUCACUCCUGCAUAUGAACGUGAUGGGAAACCUAUAGGAAUAAAGAUUGCUUCUGAUUGGCUAUAUGUUUAUCCAAGAGGAAUUCGUGACCUUUUAUUGUAUACCAAAGAAAAAUACAACAAUCCUUUGAUUUACAUCACUGAAAAUGGUAUAAAUGAGUAUGAUGAACCAAUAUUAUCACUUGAAGAAUCUCUUAUGGAUACCUUCAGAAUUGAUUAUCAUUAUCGUCAUCUCUUUUAUCUUCAAUCUGCAAUUAGGAAUGGCGCAAAUGUUAAAGGAUAUUAUGUAUGGUCUUUGUUCGACAACUUUGAGUGGUCUUCAGGCUAUACAUCGCGAUUUGGAAUGAUUUUUGUGGACUACAAAAAUGAAUUAAAGAGAUACCAAAAACUCUCUGCAUUAUGGUUUAAGAAUUUUCUGAAGAGAAAAACCAGACUUUAUGCCUCUAGUAAAUAGUAUUGUGAAGUUAGUUUAUCAAAUGAUUAUAUUGGUAAAUUGAUUAUUGAUUUUUAUUUAUUAUUCUUUUAUUCAAAAGAGGUCCUAUUGGACUUAUUGGGGAAAUAGAGAUUUGUUAGAUUUUUUUUUUCUCUAAAGAGGUCCUAUCGGACUUAGAAGGAAAUAGAGAUAUAUUUGAUCAUUCUUUCAUUCUAAAGAGGUCCUAUUAGACUUAGAAGGGAAAUAGAGAUGUAGAUUUGUUGAUAGUUGCUGCUAAUGUUACAGUAAUAAGAAGGAAAGAAACGUUAUGAAUGUUAUGAUAAAUAUGUCAUUUACAAUUGAUUAUAUUUGUUUAUUUGCUGCAUC